AGAUCAAGCUUUCGAAGACAUUGAACACAAUAUUUGACACUGAUGAAGGUCACCCCAAGAAGUCUACAUUAGUAUCAUAUUAUUUUCAUUUUUUCAUCUAAAACAUUGCAAUUUCUAUCCCAAGUGAAAUAUUCAUGCCAAGUUUUAUUAAAUUAAGACCAUUCAUGGCUCAUUUUGCAAAUUUUUAUGAUGAAUUUAAUGAAUAUUCUUAUUUAAAAAUGUGCUGUAAAUGAAAUUGUUAGUGGUGGUGUUGUUCCAAAACUUCAUGAAAUUUUGUAAAUAUUUUCAAAGAAGACACAUCAUACCUAAACGAGGCUCAAGGCCGUAUAAGAGAACGAGGCUGACCUGGAUCAACCUGGAUAUAGAAGCGCAUAUACUUCAAUUUCCAGUCAUGUUGCAAGAGGAGGAAGACACCACAGUUCUGCUGGGCAGCAGCUGGGAUGAUCAGACAGCAGAAGAGGACAACAUUGAACACUUUGGCGCGGAGCUGAACGGCGCUGCCGCCGAGCCGUCCCGCUCGGACGGGCCACCCUCCCCCGGUAGCGGCGGCCACACCUCGGCGCUGGUACUGGCCGCCUCCCUGGUGGCGGCCACCGGUGGUCUGCUGUUCGGAUACGACGUCGGAGUGAUCAGCGUGGCUCAGCUGCAGCUGCAGAAGCAGCUCGGCCUCAGCUGUACAGCCCGGGAGGCGGUCGUCAGCUGCAUGAUGGCCGGAGCGCUGCUGGCGUCCAUGCUCGGAGGAAUCAUCAUCGACUCGGCGGGCCGAAAGUUCACCAUCAUCGUCAACGCCAUUCUGUUUGUUAUCGGUGCGUCGAUGUUGGCCGGCGCCAGCAGUCUGCCGGUGCUGCUUCUGGGAAGGCUGGUGGUGGGUUUCGCUGUGUCACUGUCGGCCAUUAGUGAGUGUAUCUACAUCUCGGAGAUCGCUCCGGCACACCGGCGCGGCAUGCUCGUCUCGCUGAAUGAGAUGGCCAUCACCGUCGGCUUUCUGGCGUCGUUCCUCGCCGGUUUUGUCUACGUGGAUGUAGAGAACGGCUGGAGGUACAUGUUUGGCAUGGCCGUGGUGCCGGCCGUCUUCCAGGCUCUGGGCAUGCUGUUUUUGCCGCGCACGCCGCACUUUCUGCUGCUGAAGCGGCAGGAGGACAAGGCGGAGAAGGUGCUUCAGCGUCUGACGGGUCAGCAGGACGUCCGUCAGCGGCUGGCGCACAUCCGGCUGGCGGUGACCGAGCAGCGCGACGCGCGGUGCUCGCAGAUCUGCGCCGCCGAACACAACAUGGCCGACCGUAUGUUCAUCGGCAUGGGCCUGGUGUUCUUUCAACAGUUCACCGGACAGCCCAACGUAAUGAGCUAUGCGCCCACCAUACUGCAGAUGGUCGGAUUCUGCUCGGACGCCGCCGCUACCAUGGCAACCGUGGGCCUCGGCGUCGUCAAGGUGGUAUCGACAGUGUGCGCUCUGCUGCUGGUGGACCGCGCCGGCCGGCGCACCUUCCUCCUAGCCGGCAGUCUGCUGAUGGCGCUCUGCCUGCUCGGACUCUCAGUCGCCACCUCGGUACAGCAGGUCGGCCUGCCGGAGGGGGCCGUCUGUAAGCCGCCCGGCCCCGUCGGAGCAGCCACCGAGCCGCCGGCCGUACAGGCGUCUCUGACUCUGGAGCCGCUGCCCACUCCGCUGCCGCUCCGCGCGGGCCCGCUGGACGGAGCAGGGUGGCCGGGAGUGACGCCGGCAGCAGGGCCAGUCGUGACGACGCCCGUAACGCGAGUGACGACGGCCGGUGUGACACCAACUCCAACAUCCGCGUCUGUGAUAGACGCGACGGAUGUGAACUCUCCUCCAGGCGCCAGUGGCGGCACGACAUCCCCAACUAUAACUUCAACACAGCCAGUUACAACACCCAGUCCUACCGCCACUCCUACUCCAACCCCUACCACCCUCACACCAUCCAACUCCUCUGACGCGGCCUCCAACGCCACCUGGUGCGGGGCGGACCCCGACCAGCAUCCGUCUCUCCCCUACCUGGCGUUUGCCUCACUCAUGGGCUACGUGGCGGCGUAUGCGUUCGGGUUCGGCCCGAUGACCUGGCUGGUGCUCAGCGAGAUCUACCCUCCGGCGAUCCGCGGACGUGCGGUAGCUGUAGCCACCUCGCUCAACUGGCUCUCCAACAUGGUCAUAUCGGCUACGUUCCUGCAGGCAGUUGAACUGCUGUCUGUCAGUGGCACAUUCCUGGGCUACGCGUUGCUGUGCCUGAUCUCAGCCUUCUUCGUAUUCUUCUCUGUGCCAGAGACACGAGGCAAAUCCCUGCACGAGAUCUCCGAGGAACUCAGCAAAAAGUCCCUGGACGCCCGCGCUCGCUCGCAGCUGCGGCGGCUCUGUCGCAUCAAGAAGCACAGCCGUCCGGCGCAGCACUACGACUUGGUGGCGGCGGGCAGCUCGUCAGCUACCUCCACCGCGCUGGUGGUGCCCUCGUAGCGUCCGUCCGGCCGUCCGUUCCGGUCCGCCGUCCCUCCCAGGUGCGUCCCGUCCCGUCCCGCCCGGUUCCAGUCUCGUCCGAACGGUCCCCGCCCAAUCCGGCCGUCCGUGCUGCCCCCAGUCCUGUGUAUGUGUGUGGUACACGGCUCUAUCUGGUACACCAGCCAGGGGGCUUUGUGGUCUGUUUUCUGACAGACUUAUGUGCAAUUAUUCUUUGAACAGGCUUGGGCCUAAUCGUCACAGCCAGUCAGCAUUAGUCUCCACUCACAUCGCCCGAUGUUCUCCCGGUAACCUUGCUCUUACCUCGCUCUUAUCGCCCCCUCCCCUCGCCCACUGCUUGCUCUACACACGAACAUGUCUCGCAGAGUGAAACAGCCUUUAGAGCGUUAGGUUAGAGGCCCUCCGGUAGGCGGCGCUGGAGUCUGCGGUCCAUAGAUGAAACUCCAGUGAUCUCGCCCGGUUGAUAGUUCAGAGCUGGUUGGUUGAUCGUAGACGCUGACCCUUGGUCGUUCGGGGAGCUGCAAUCACGAGACAGGCUCUGUGAGUUCGGUUAAUUGAUGCAUUCACGGCCGGUCGACUGCUCCAGUAGACAGGAUCUCCACUGUCCUGAGCUGUGGCCUGCCGAUACUGCAGCAAUUCGUUAUACGACCGCUAGAUGUCAGUUGAGUCGUUGGGUUAACAGCAACUGAUAGGAGGUAGCCGUGUGUUGGACUCUACUGGGCCGAGCCGGGGGUGAAACUGCGGUGUUAUUGUAACAAAGAGCUGUGAUGUUCGCUCGCAAAGGCCUCUCGUCGCGUCCCCUGUGGAGGGCUUAUUCGCUCCAUGAGCAGGUGCCGUAUCAUUCAGGACUCAGUUCGACUCAAGACGUGUUUCGGAUGAGGACAGCUCUCCGCGCAGAGGAAUUGUGACUUGUGAUAGUUUUAGAUUCCAUAGAUAGUCCAGUUUUCUGCUUAGGUGACGGCUCAUCUGCCAGUGAAACAGUUAUUGUGCAAUCUAUAAAAGUAAUAGUGCCAUGGAGUCAGACAUUGACGGUAAAUGUUGUUUGCACGUUGUGUCAACUGUCAAGUAUAUACGCUCAUACGGCAUAUUUUCUAAUGUAAAUAAUGGUUGUCAUGUGUAACCGAACAAGGGCAUGAUUCAGAGGCAUUCCCGUAAAGACAUUCCGCAAUAUAUUCUACCCACUGUGCUUAGUUUGAUGUGCGUUCACAAUUUUAUGACGAUGCAGCAAAAGCUGCUGAUGAUCAGAUCAGGGUGUUUCCGAUUGGUGGACUGUCAAUUGUCACAAAUGACAGUUGCGCGUUGCAAUAGGGGUUGUGUAGCUGUGUUGUGGUGUUUCCAGCGUUGUGACAUGUGCAACUGCCACUUCUUCUGUGGUGUGAAAUAGUGGUCGUGUUACUGGGACCAAGUUAUGAAUGUUCAGUGUGUGCCAGUUAUACAUUGUGAUAGCGUUGUGAAACUGCCUCACCUUUGUGAAAAACGUCACUAAGCCGUGAUUGGCCUUCUAAACACGACAGACGUAUGUGUGCACUGUGAUUUAACUUCUUCAGUGAGCCACUUGGUCCGACUUUGCAGCCAUUCCAGUUUAGGUGCUGUACGCAAGUCUCCAUAUAUAUAUAAUUUGUUUACCCAGCCUUCAUAACAUAAUACUCGGCAUUAAUAUCAAACAGGCGCGUUAUUCGAAGAUUGCUGAUCAUUGACCAUGAAAUGCUGUGACUCUGUUGUCAGUUGUGGACAUGCACUGAAUAAAUGCAUUUGUAACGUUCUAAUUAUUUUUAGAUAUGAGAGGGUAUGUGCCAUACGUUAUUUUUAGGAAUGGGGAAGUUUAUGUCAUGUUUGUGCGGUCAAGUUAUGUCGUAUACUAUUUUCUUGGAAGUAUCUGAUGCUAUCGGUCCAUUAAACAUUCCUGUAUUGCUUAUACUUGGCUCAACUGGUUUGCGUCGAAUGUCCACAAUAUUUUUAAGGUUAUACUUGUCGCUAUUUUGUAUCGCUUUAUCACUCCAUGCACUUACCUUGUCUGAUUUUGUGUUUGACGUUUUUUGUAUCGCUUUAUCACUCCAUGCACUUACCUUGUCUGAUUUUGUGUUUGACGUUUGUCACUUGCUACUAAUGCUAUUACUUUUAACACUUCUCAAAUGACAAUAUAUGAAGGGAAAGGUU
Molecule: messenger RNA, 4618 nt
Organism: Amphibalanus amphitrite
Lineage: Eukaryota; Metazoa; Arthropoda; Thecostraca; Balanomorpha; Balanidae
Product: solute carrier family 2, facilitated glucose transporter member 10-like
Exons: 10
Coding region: 230-2461 (743 amino acids)
Biological process (GO): transmembrane transport
Cellular component (GO): membrane
Molecular function (GO): transmembrane transporter activity
Source: RefSeq, a predicted model, not a curated record